AUGCUUAAUAUUAAAGCCUCAAAAAAAAAUUAAAGUUAAAUUACCUUCUUCAAGAAUUGGAGAUUUCGAUCAUAAGUUUUAUGUGCAUAAACUAUUUAUAUCAUUAUAGUAACUUUAAUUGGAUCAGGGUACUUUAUUUUUGUCUAAAACUUUCUCAUUUAGGAAAUAUCUCAUGAGUCCUUUAUUAUACUAGCAUAAAGAAUUCUUAGUAAACAAAGUUAUAUAUAUUCCAUUUUGAAUAAACACUAAUUGUAAUACGGAUUAAUGUUAACAAAUAACUCAUUGAAAGUUAUUAAUUCAUUAUAUGAAUAAUAAUAGAUGAUGAAUAUUACUUAUAAAAAUCAUAUCAACAAAUGCGAUGAAUUUGAAAAUCCAUCAACUUUUUUAUCGUAUUUGGCCAACACUUCUUGUUAUUGCUAUGGACUACCAAAUGAUAAUGAAGAAUACUCUCAACAUUAGAAUAAAAUAUCUCUAGGAACCUUACUAUUGUAAACAUUUCUAAUAUAAAAUAACUUAUACCGAACCUAUUUUACAUCUAAUACUUAAGAUCAAUUUUAUGUAUUUUAACCAUGUAAAUAUUAUCCUCCAACAUAUGAUCCUUCAUUAAGACCCUGGUUUAUAAACCAUAACUAGAGUAUAGAUGAAGUAUAAAAUUCAUAACCUUAUUUUGCAUUCAGUGGUGGUAUCACUUUAACUAAAACUAUGAAUUUAAAAGGAUUAGAUGAUUCAGUUUAAGGAAUUAUUGGUACUGAUAUCAUAAUGAAGAUCUUUUUUUCUCAAAAUGACGCUAGUUAAAUUGAUUUCAUUCUUAUCGACCAAUUAGGCCAAAUACUUCUUAGUAAUCAUUAUACAUUAAAUUCAACAAAGGUUGACUUUUAUUAUAAUUAAUCAGUAACAGGAUUUGAUUAUUUAGAUUUUUAAACUAUAAUGAAUUUUUCAAAAGGGUUAAAUUAUUCUAAUCAUUGUGAAAUACCAAUUAAAUUAGCCUUAUGUUUGCAUGACAAAUCAAAAAAUAAAAAUUAUUAUGUGAAAGUGCAAAAAUUAUAAUCGGAAAACUAUUAUCUAAUAACAAAAGUUGAUUAAACUCUAUAUAAGAAUAAUGUUGAUUUGAUGGUAGACGGAAUAAAUACAAAAAGCAAGAAAAUUGUUUAUGAUUUUAUUUGUUGUGUAAUCAUAUCACUUUUUUUAUGUGGCUGUUGUUACAUAUGUACUAUCAUUAUUCUGGAAAAACCAUUAUAUAAAUUAAUGAAUAUUUCAUUAAAUCGCAAUUUAAUGUUGACUUCAAUUGUCGAACAUUUAACACGUUUCAGCAAUGAUACAAUAGAUAAUUUUGCAAAUGCCUUCACAGGAUUAAUUAAUUAUGAUAAUCGCCAUAAAAAAACAUUUAAUAAUGAAACUAAAAAAGAAUUAGAAAAUAUCUUUUGUUAUUUACCAUAAAAUGUUACUAUUUCUCGAAAAUUAAUAUUACUGAUUAAAGAAAAAUUACCUGUAUGUAUAAUUUAUUUCUAUGAUAGGAUUAUAAAAAAUAAAAUAAAUCUUUAUUUUAUUUAAAUAGCCUUGAUAAACUUAAAAUAAUAAAAGACUUCUUAAUUAAUGAAAGAAAAAUUCUUUCCAUUUGA
Paramecium sonneborni is the source of this 1619-nucleotide messenger RNA. The record is from the annotation of a GenBank genome assembly. Lineage: Eukaryota; Ciliophora; Oligohymenophorea; Peniculida; Parameciidae.